CUCUGCGGGAAGGCGCGUCGGAAAAAAAGGGGUUGCCCACCGCCGGUCUCCGACACAGUUCGCCAUGGACCGCUGGCCCUCGGUCGCCGACUGCCUCCGGGACUGGGGGGAGCUGCAGGACGGCUUCCAGCUCGUGCAGGAAACUCACAAGCAAUACAGACAGAAGCUGGAAGAACUGACAAAGCUGCAAGGCAGCAUCUCCAGCUCCAUUUCACGACAGAAAAAGCAACUGAAAGAGCUCUCUCUGACUCUCAGGAAGUGCAAAUCUCUUCCUGACAAGGAGCAGGAUGAAGAUGCUCUUGAAGAACUCCAAAACAUGAUCAAAGAGAGACAGGAUGUCUUUUUUGAAAUGGAAUCAUAUUUGCCAAAGAAGAACGGGUUGUACCUGAGUCUCGUGCUGGGAAAUGUGAAUGUCACUCUGCUGAGCAAGCAUGCCAAGGUAACUGAUGCUGUCUUCAAUUUUCUCCUGGUCUGGUAUUACUGCACGCUGACAAUUCGAGAGAGCAUCUUGAUCAACAAUGGUUCUAAGCUUUGUCCAGUUUCUUCAAUAUUAUUACCAGAGUGGCUGCCUGUAUCGUUUGAGGGCUCUGGGUGAACGACACACCAUGGAUCUCACUGUAGAAGGUUUCCAGUCUUGGAUGUGGAGAGGCCUCACUUUCCUGCUUCCAUUCCUCUUCUUUGGCCAAUUCUGGCAACUGUUCAAUGCCAUCACACUCUUCCAAUUGGCCAGGCAUCCAGAAUGCAAAGAAUGGCAGGUCCUGAUGUGUGCCCUCCCCUUCCUCACUCUCUUUACUGGCAACUUCUUCACCACAUUGCGAGUUGUUCAUCAGAAAUUCCAGAAUAAGACCAAGAAGGAAUGAGCCUUCAAGUGCCUGUCCCCCUUCCCGGCUAUCACUGUUGGUGGGAGCACUGCUACUCUGCUGAUGGAAGGAUCCACAGUACGCUGAGCGUUCUUCCUCCUCCUCCUCCUCUCUCCCUCCGUGUGAUUCUCUUGCAUACAGAUAUCAAUGAAGCCACGUCCAAAUAGUGCUUCUGCCACCAACAUGAGGCCUUGAGGCCUGCCUGCUGCCAAAAGGAACUCUGGAUUUAAAUCAGGUGUUGAGAUUCAAGGAUUAGGGUAAAGUACUGUAUGAGGAACUCAAGUGACUUGUGGAUACAACUCCCAGCUGACACCUGCACGGUUUUGGUACCCUUCCUCCAAAGCAGGGGGCUGAUAAUUCCCAGAGCCUGUCUGUCCAAACUGAGUGGCAAGAAAAGGAAUGGAGCAGGGUCAACCUAUGCCAUCUAAUGUUUAAUGCUGAGGACAUUAACUAUUAUUGGAAGCAGAUUAUAUGGGCAAAGAGUGUCCUCACUAUUUCUGCUGGGUUGAUUCUUUCCUCCCCAUCUUCAGAAAUGUUCCCCUAUCCUAGUUUUCUUCAUUACUACGUGUGAGUGAGCGGAGGGGAGAGUUUCUCAUCUGCACCUUCAAUACAGAGCCUGCUUUUCCCUCCUCGGUGUAUAUUUUAUGACAAAUCUGAGAUGAUAACCAGUGGCUGGUAGAUUAUUUUCAGCCCCCUUGUCGCAGUUCUCCUGGAGUUGCCUUCUCAGCUCUUGAGGGGCCAAAGACCCAGCACUGCUUCUACCCCUGUGCUCUUUUGGGGGGAAGAUGGAUUCACAAGCAACUAGGAUGCAUCUUGCCAGUGAAGUUGAAAAUAACCUUUAUUUAACAAUAGUUGGCCGAGCAAGAAGCAGCCGUGGUGGCAUUUGGCCUCCUCCGAUCUCAGUCCACAUUAUCAUUUGUGUGUCUUAAGUGUUAUAGUGGUUCUAAAAUUGGAAAAAGCUGGCCUGCA
This is a messenger RNA of Thamnophis sirtalis, 1829 nucleotides long. The record is from RefSeq and is a predicted model, not a curated record. Lineage: Eukaryota; Metazoa; Chordata; Lepidosauria; Squamata; Natricidae.